Messenger RNA from Crotalus tigris (Tiger rattlesnake), 902 nucleotides. Its product is annotated as dynein heavy chain 6, axonemal-like. The record is from RefSeq and is a predicted model, not a curated record. Gene Ontology annotation, cellular component: dynein complex. Lineage: Eukaryota; Metazoa; Chordata; Lepidosauria; Squamata; Viperidae. Bases 12 to 866 code for a protein of 284 amino acids. Gene Ontology annotation, molecular function: minus-end-directed microtubule motor activity; dynein intermediate chain binding; dynein light intermediate chain binding. Gene Ontology annotation, biological process: microtubule-based movement. The transcript is spliced from 6 exons.
AAAAACUGGACAUGGACCUUGCUGCGGAGGUACUUUUUGCGAGGGAUAGCAAAAGUCGAAUAGAUUCUUUAACUACGGUCCUUGGGCAAGAAGUGGAUCGUUUUAAUAACCUUCUCAGUCUGCUGAGGAGCUCUCUACAAACACUCAACAAAGCCAUUGCGGGGUUUGUAGUCAUGUCCGAAGAAAUGGAGAGAGUGUACCACAGCUUUCUUAACAAUCAGGUUCCAACCCUCUGGGCCAAUGCCGCCUAUCCCUCUCUGAAACCUUUGGGGGCCUGGGUGAAAGACCUUGUGCUCAGGACAAGCUUCAUAGAUUUCUGGCUCAAAAGAGGUCAACCUAAAUCAUUUUGGAUUUCUGGUUUCUUUUUUCCACAAGGAUUUUUGACUGGAACUCUUCAGAAUCACGCUCGAAAAUAUAACUUGCCGAUUGAUGAGCUUAGUUUUAGUUACAACGUCAUUCCUGUCUUCAGAGACCAAACACAAGUAUCAGAAGCUUCAAAACUCUGCCACUUUGGAAAUGAAUUACCAAUGGAUGAAAAGUUACCUUCUCCAAAGGAUGGGGUGUUGGUCCAUGGCAUGUUUAUGGAUGCUAGUCGUUGGGAUGAGGAUGAAAUGGUUAUAGAAGAUGCGUUACCUCGACAAAUGAACCCAAUGCUUCCAGUAAUUCAUUUUGAGCCGCAUCAAAAUUACGAGCCCCAUCCAUUGUUGUAUCAUGCGCCCCUCUACAAAACAGGAGCUAGAGCAGGAACUCUGUCUACCACAGGUCAUUCUACCAAUUUUGUGGUUACCGUCUUACUUCCUUCAAAAAAACCAAGCGACUACUGGAUAUCCAAAGGAUCUGCAUUACUUUGCCAGCUAAAUGAAUAAUCAGCAGGAUAGGGUUUCUGUCUACAAGCAAGACCU